AUUGAUGGACUGGAGGAGAAGCUGGCACGUUGCAGACAGAGCAUGGAGGAGGUGGAUCUUAAACUACGCAGGGAGAAGCUCAGCCCUGAAGGAAGAAAGUCACUGGAGAGAGAGAGAAACUUACUAAUGACCAAAGCUGACAACUAUGAGAAAGAACUGAGUGUGCUUCGCAAGGAGAAUCGCAAGAAUGCCGCCCUUGCUGUGGCCAUGGGGCUGCUGAUUGCUCUUAUUUACGCCUGCUGGACAAUGUGA
This is a messenger RNA of Cariama cristata (Red-legged seriema), 252 nucleotides long. It is a transcript of the gene CCDC167, whose product is annotated as coiled-coil domain containing 167. NCBI's taxonomy places the organism in Eukaryota, Metazoa, Chordata, Aves, Cariamiformes, Cariamidae. The transcript has 3 exons. The record is from RefSeq and is a predicted model, not a curated record. The annotation marks the transcript as partial.